AUGCUGUCCUACAUAGUCGGCCUCAUCGCCGCCUUCAUCUUCCUCGUAAACCCCAUCAGCCAGCUCCUCUUCGGCAGCCAGCAUGCCUCCGGGCCCUCGCCCAGGCCUCACCUCAACGAGUCCAUGCUCGCCAUUGACCACCCCAAUGAUCCCGUCCCCCAAUGCCCGCCUGACACAUACAGGGCCCAGAUCCUGCGCGUCUCGCCGCUGGUCGUAUAUCUAGAGAACUUCCUAAACGAGGACGAGAGAAAGCACCUCCUCGACAUCAGGGCUAAGCCCCCCAGCGAACCCCUCUUCCAACCCUCCACAAUCACCCACGACUCGCAGACGACGCAGCGCGACCUCGCCCUGCGCGACUCCGAGGUCGCCCUCCUCCCCCGCGACGACGCCGUGCGGUGCGUCGAGCGCCGCGCCCGCGCCUUUCAAGGCUGGAGGCGCGACGUGUGGAUCGAGCGCCUCCGCACCCAGCGGUACCACGCGCCCCACGGCCACUACAGCCACCACUUCGACUUCAGCCGGAACCAGGACGGCUGGGGCCGCGUGAGCACCUUCAUGGCCUGGGUCGACGGCUCAGACGACGUCGAGGGCGGGGGUACCGAGUUUCCGUACCUGGCUGGGCGGAUCAACACCACCAGCCCGGAGGACGGUGCGCGGUGGUGCAAGUUCAUCGAGUGUGAUGAUGGUGAGAGUGCCAAGGAGAAGUCUAGCGAGGAAGGGGGACCGGAUGAGCCCAAGGGGACUGUGUUCAAGGUGGCGCCGGGGAACGCCGUCUACUGGGAGAAUUUCAGCCCCGAGGGGCUCGGGUAUGAUACGACCUGGCACGCCGGUCUGCCUGUGAAGAAGGGCGUCAAGGUUGGGUUGAACAUCUGGAGCUUUGGGAGGAUUGAAUGA
This is a messenger RNA of Clonostachys byssicola, 891 nucleotides long. Lineage: Eukaryota; Fungi; Ascomycota; Sordariomycetes; Hypocreales; Bionectriaceae. The record is from the annotation of a GenBank genome assembly.